AUGGAGCGCGGAGAUGGGGCGCGGCCCGGUGGUGGUCCCCCCACCAAUGCGGAGGAUCCGGAGGCCUCUGCCGCCGAAUCGGCCGCCUCCAGCGCAUUUGCUGGAGCCUUGACCUGCAUUUUAUCAGAGAGGCCGUGGCGGUGGAACGACGAUGGGACAUGGGAUUGGAUCGCUCCGAAGAGACGCCCACGCUCGCAGCCUGAUCAUCGGCCUCAUCAUGAUGAAGAAGCAGCGGCGGCGCCCAUGGAGCAGAUGGAUCUGGAUCCGGAGGACGAUGAGAUGGAGGAGAUCGUCAUAGAGGACGACGACGAGGUGCUGGAGCAGCACUUGCCGGAUCGCGAGGAGGUCCAGCUCGAACUGAGCCUGGCCGCGAAGCGCCAGAAGAUCAGCGUGGAGGGGAUGUUGGCUGCCUCAGCUGCUCAGGCAGCAAUGCGGGCAGCUUCGGCUGCUGAAGAGGCCAAAAUGCUGGCGGUGUCAGCUGCCAAUGAGGCAGAAGCAGCAUCAGCCAUCAGGCUGGUGGCGCAAGCUGCUGAGGAGGCGGCGGCGCAGGCAGCUUCGGCUGCUGAGGAGGCAAACGCACUGGCAGAUUCGGCUGCUCAGGAGGCGGCGGAGGAGGCUGCGGCGCUAGCUGCUGAGGUGGUAGCGGCACUAGCUGCUGAGAAGACAGCGGCGCAGGAGGCGGCACUAGCUGCUGAGGCGGCGGCGCAGGAGGUGGCGGCGCUAGCUGCUGAGGAGGCGGCGAUGCAGGAGGCGGCAGCACGGGCUGCUGAGGAGGCAGCGGCGCAGGAGGCGGCAGCACGGGCUGCUGAGGAGGCGGCGGAGGCGGCGGCGCUAGCUGCUAAGCAGGCGGCGGCAGCACAGGCUGCUGAGGCGGCGGCAGAGGUGGCGGCAGCACGGGCUGCUGAGGCGGCGGCGCUGGAGGUGGCAGCACGGGCUGCUCAGGCGGCGGCGCAGGAGGCGGCAGCACAGGCUGCUGAGGAGGCGUCGGCAGCAUUGGCUGCUAAGGAAGCGGCGGUGCAGGAGGCGGCAGCAAAGGCUGCUGAGGCGGCGGCGGCAGCUUUGGCUGCUGAGGAGGCGUCGGCAGCAUUGGCUGCUGAGGAUCCGGAGGUCUCACCCUUGUGCAGCCCGACAAGUUGCGCGCUAGAGGGCUCCCCAUCCUACGAGCCAACAGAAUCGGCAGGUAGUCCGGAUUGCAUCGCCGUGGACUACUUUUAG
Effrenium voratum is the source of this 1215-nucleotide messenger RNA. NCBI's taxonomy places the organism in Eukaryota, Dinophyceae, Suessiales, Symbiodiniaceae. The record is from the annotation of a GenBank genome assembly.